CACAUCCAUUAAAUAAGAGUUAUUAACAACAAGAUAUGAAUCAGAUACGAUGAGCUAAGGAUGUAUGUAACUUUCUAUAUGUUACCCUGAAAACAUCACAGCAGCAUUCACACCUUUUGAAACAUGGAAAAGUAUAUAUGCUAAGAGGUAUGAGAGCUAUUCUAUGCAGUGGUGUCUCCAGACUGAGAGCAUUUACACCUUUUAUAAUCGUUAGAUCGGAAACUGAACAAGAAUAAACAAACCUUGAUGCCUUUAUCUCUCUUUUUUUUUUUUUUUUUUGUGGGUCCUUUUGGCUUCCAACAUACUCUAAUGGCACACCAAACAAACGUCUUUUGUAAGAGUUCUCACAUACUAAUUUGCAAUGGGUAGUUAUAAAUUUAUAAUACAAGGGCUACCAGAGAGGCUCUCUUGCAUUAUCCAUGGCUACCAAGACCUGCAUACUCCAUGUUCUUUCCUUAAUUAUGUUCAUCUGCUUGCCCCUUUCCAAAUGCAUUCACUUCAACUUUCCUGUGGUUUUCAACUUCGGGGACUCGAAUUCUGACACGGGCGAGCUUAUUGCCUCCGGGAUUGAGAGCCUCGUGCCUCCUAAUGGAGAGAGUUACUUCCAAACUCCAUCUGGGAGAUACUGUGAUGGCCGUCUAAUCAUUGAUUUUCUCAUGGAUGCAAUGGAUCUUCCAUUUCUAAAUGCCUAUCUGGAUUCAAUUGGAGUGCCAAGUUUCCGAAAAGGCUGUAAUUUUGCAGCUGCUGGUUCAACCAUACUUCCAGCAACUGCAACAUCUGUCAGCCCAUUCUCAUUUGGGAUUCAGGUGGCUCAGUUCCUCCGAUUCAAAGCUCGGGUUAUCGAACUGAUGGCUAAAAGUAAGAAAUUUGUGAAGUACCUCCCAAAAGAAGAAUAUUUUGAUGAGGCGCUUUACAUGUUCGACAUAGGCCAGAAUGAUCUUGCUGGUGCUUUUUAUUCCAAGUCAUUCGAUCAAGUUCUUGCUACAAUUCCAACAAUCCUGGUUGAGUUUGAAAAUGGAAUAAAGAAACUAUAUGAUCAAGGGGCUAGGAAUUUUUGGAUACACAACACGGGUCCUCUUGGAUGCUUGACUCAGAAUGUUGCCAGAUUUGGAACUGACCCAUCAAAGCUUGAUGAGCUAGGAUGUGUAAGCGCGCAUAACCAAGCAGCUAAACUUUUCAACAUCCAGCUUCAUGCUCUCUGCAUAAAACUGCAAGCCCAAUAUUUGGAUGCAAAUGUCACCUUUGUUGAUAUCUUUAACAUAAAAUUCAACCUCAUUGCAAAUUAUUCCCGAUACGGAUUUGAACAACCAAUUAUGGCUUGCUGUGGGUACGGGGGUCCACCAUUGAAUUAUGACAGUCGCAUUAGCUGUGGACAAACAAAGAUCUUGAACGGGACCUCGGCCACGGCCAAAGGGUGCUCAGACAGUACUGCGUAUGUCAAUUGGGAUGGAAUUCAUUACACUGAGGCUGCAAAUCAGUAUGUCUCAUCACAGAUACUCACUGGAAAAUAUUCUGAUCCUCCUUUCUCGGAAAAGAUGCCUUUCCUACUGAAGCUUAAGUUCUGAAAAGAAUAUUCUUAUUAUUAUAUGAUUAUUUGUUCUUUGUCUCCCUCGUAUGUUGACUUCUAACAAGUAAUUGUAAGCUAUCAUUUGAGACCAGUGUCUGACGCGAAGUAUCUUUUGUGGCUGGAAACUAGUAAUACGGUGAAUGCACUUUAUCAUUUGAAGUGGGCUGCAUAGCUCUCAUCAACAGGUUAUAGCUUUAACUGUAAUUUCUAAUGGGAUGGUGCUUCAACCAAAAUAUUGGAAUAAAAAAAUGCGGUUUCACUUGAAA
This is a messenger RNA of Juglans regia (Persian walnut), 1833 nucleotides long. Its product is annotated as GDSL esterase/lipase At1g54790. The record is from RefSeq and is a predicted model, not a curated record. Lineage: Eukaryota; Viridiplantae; Streptophyta; Magnoliopsida; Fagales; Juglandaceae. Gene Ontology annotation, molecular function: hydrolase activity, acting on ester bonds. The transcript has 5 exons. The coding region runs from base 420 to 1565 and encodes 381 amino acids.